UGGCGAUUGAUACGAAGUCGAGUUUGCGCUGGUGUGAAAUUGUUAUAAAAUGAUACCACUUUAUCGUUAGUCGGAGGAAGUUUCAACUACAGUUCAAACUUCUAGUGUCGUCUUUAGAAUCGUCUAUUGAGCACUGCUGGCAAGAUGGUCCGCAGUGGUGGAAUCUGGUUCAUAACUUUGACGGCAUUCUUGACGGUUGUUAUCUCGUCAUCUGCUGAAGCGGCUGAUGCUGGACCAAUCGAUGUCGAUUCAAACAACUUAUUUGAAUUAUCUGUUGUCCAUUUGAACGAUUUCCACGCCAGGUUUACCCCGACCAGCCCAUCUUCUGGAACAUGUUACGACGAGGACGGAUCGACUUGCGUGGGCGGUUUUGCGAGACUUUACACCGCUACGAAACGGCUAGUGAACGAAAGACCAAACGCAAUAUUUCUCAACGCAGGUGACAACUUUCAAGGCACUCUCUGGUACACUUUGUACGGUUGGAACGUGACGGGAACUUUUAUGAACAUGCUUCCCCACGAUGCGAUGACACUCGGUAAUCACGAAUUCGACAACGGAAUCGCCGGUGUCGUUCCGUUCAUGAAAAUGAUGAAUACCACUAUCGUCGUUGCAAACGUCGACGAUAGCGAGGAACCGGAUUUCCAAGGAUUGUAUCAAAAGAGCACAAUUAUCGAGAGGAAUGGUACCCGCAUCGGAGUGAUCGGCGUUAUGCUCUCGACGACGAACACCUUAUCGAGUACGGAAAAACUGAAGUUUCUCGACGAAGUUGAAUCGGUUAACGCCGAAGCGGAAGUACUGAAAGCUCAGGGAAUCGGUAUAAUCAUCGUCCUGAGUCAUUCGGGCUUAGACGUGGACAGAAUCUUGGCUGCCAACUGCCCGAAUGUUGACCUCAUAGUUGGAGGACAUACGCACAGUUUUCUUUACAGCGGCACCCCGCCAGACAUCGAGGAUGUGCCGGAAGACGUUUACCCCGUUGUGGUGAAUCAGGCAAAUACUACAAGGACCGUACUCGUCGUCCAAGCUUACGCUUAUACGAAGUACCUGGGGAACAUCAGUUUAUGGUUUGACGCAGACGGUGAGAUUGUCUCGUGGCAGGGUAGUCCGAUCCUCCUCGAUUCUUCCUGGGAAGAAGAUCCCGAUGUGCUCGCUGCUUUGGCACCGUGGCGGGCGGAAAUUGACGCGCAGGGUAACAGACCGGUUGGAUCAACGAAAGUAAUCCUUCAAAAUAAUUGUAGGCUCGGAGAGUGUAAUUUCGGAAAUUUGAUCACAGACGCGAUGGUAGACACGUACGUCGAUUUGGCCGAGAACAGCACAUACUGGACUUACGCGGCGUUGGCUUGCAUAAACGCGGGCGGUAUCCGUGGCGGUAUAGAAAGUAAAAACGGCGUAAUAACUUACAACGAUCUGGCUAUAACCCAGCCCUUCAACAACACUUGGGAUGUGAUCGAACUUCAAGGAUCCGACUUGAUCGCGGUAUUGGAGACGAGCGUUGCCGACAGUUUUAACGAAGAUUCCUUCGUUGGCACGGGCGGUUUUUUGCUGUGGUCCGGUUUGAAAGCAACGUUCAAUUUAUCCAACAGUCAAAACUCCAGAUUGACCGAUCUGAAAAUCAGGUGUCGUGCCUGCCAAGUGCCGACCUACGAGGAUGUGGACCCCGAUGAAUGGUACCGGAUCGUCCUGGUUUCUUAUUUAACCACAGGAGGUGACGGCCACACAAUAUUGAGCACCAAACAUCGCAACCGUCGAGUAGGAACGCUCGAUGUCGAUAACCUGAUCAAAUAUUUGAAAAAGAUAAGUCCGAUCAUGACCGGCGUCGAGGGGCGUCUAACCCUUGAAGGAAAAUGGAGCGGUUAGAGAAAAAAAAAAAAAUCAAUCAAGUGUAUUCUACGUCGUGCGAUGUGGGCUUCCUCGGAUGAAUCGUCGAUGACCGUGCGAUACGAAAAUUGUAAAUUAAUAACAAUACGACACAUACGAAAAAUACCAUUAUUGUAGUAUCGAUAAAUCGAUUUCGCAUCAAA
This is a messenger RNA of Athalia rosae (coleseed sawfly), 2018 nucleotides long. Its product is annotated as apyrase-like. The transcript has 11 exons. The record is from RefSeq and is a predicted model, not a curated record. Gene Ontology annotation, cellular component: plasma membrane. Gene Ontology annotation, biological process: AMP catabolic process. Bases 145 to 1854 code for a protein of 569 amino acids. NCBI's taxonomy places the organism in Eukaryota, Metazoa, Arthropoda, Insecta, Hymenoptera, Athaliidae. Gene Ontology annotation, molecular function: metal ion binding; 5'-nucleotidase activity; nucleotide binding.